Nilaparvata lugens (brown planthopper) is the source of this 2758-nucleotide messenger RNA. RefSeq lists its product as uncharacterized. NCBI's taxonomy places the organism in Eukaryota, Metazoa, Arthropoda, Insecta, Hemiptera, Delphacidae. Gene Ontology annotation, cellular component: membrane. The record is from RefSeq and is a predicted model, not a curated record. The transcript is spliced from 6 exons. Bases 1408 to 2691 code for a protein of 427 amino acids.
AAAAUGAGCUCAAAAUUCGAGAAAAUGUAAUUAUUAAAAUGCAAACUUAAUGAGAGAGGCAACUGUCGAUUCUAUUAAAUAAAUUAAUCAGAUCAUCUCUUUGACUUGACUAAACAUUAAAAUCUGCAUAAAGAAUAACUUUAAAUUUUUCAACUGUAAACAGGAAACUCAACAUUUGAUUUAGAAUGACUAGAAAAUUAUUACCUUGAUUUACAUCCCUACUAUAAUAUGGUCUAUAGACAGACAAAACAAUCACAAAUAUCUCAGGUAUCUUGAGCGCACAAGCCUCACAAAUCAUUUAACUGAUAAAUCUUGUAUAAUUAUUUUUCAGUUCAUUGAAUAAAAAUGAAUUCUUUAUAAAAAUAGCAGCACCACCACGGAUUUUACUUCAUCUACAUUAAUACGAUCCUGUUCUAAAGUCUCAAAUAAUAUUAUUAUUAAUUUUCUCUUCAUUCAUCCAAUGCUCACUGAUUGCAAUCACAUCCAUCCCAUUUUUGUGAGCAGUUAUUUCAAGAUAGUCAAUUUUACUUGACCCUGUGAAUUCCAAGACAACAGUUAACUUCAUUAUUAGUCAUAAUUGGUUCAGACCUAAUGAGUUCUGAGUCAAUUAAGCACAAAUCAAUAUUGCUGUCUGUCAUUACUCCAUAAUUAAUCAGAUUUUUACUAGUAAUAUUAGAACUAUUAUUUGGGUUUUUACUAAUAUUAUCAGUCCUUUCACUAUUAGUAAUAAUUACAGAUAAUAAAUCAUUGUCAGUUACUAAGAGUUUAAAUUAUCUGCCAAAAUACCAGAAGAGACGCUUUGUUCCGUGCAUUCCAAAACUUCAAUAGAUGGUAACCAUGAUAUGAGGUUGACCUUACAUGGAAGAGAAAUAGGUGCAAUUAAAUUAAAUUUAAAAAAUGUUCCUUCACCAUUUAUUAUAAUUUAUGAGUAUGGCAUGAGGAAAAAACAUCAAAAAUAUUAUAACUCAUACACUUAAUAUUGUUGGUGCUUGUCAUUGAGAUGAAAAAGAAGAAAUACUUGCCAGUCAAUGGCUCUAUCAAAAUAUAAAUAAUGAAAAAAUAACACUCAAUUAGUACGUGAUAGAUUCCUGCCUUUCUUAAAGGUGGGCUUUAGGAUAUUCUCAAAGUGAACAAUAUUGAGCUUAUAGGAGAUUCAAAAAGUUUAAUGAAACACUUUCUUUCAGUGGAAUGAGAAUAAUCUUGUUUUUAUUACACAGCUUAUGAUGUGUCAAGAUAUCAUGACCUGAUUUGUGAUGAUGCUAUAACUAUAGCUGUAGGCGACCUGAUAAGUUGUGAAUGCAUUUUUCAUGUUACCGUAUUUAUCUCUUGCUACUGAUCUCAUUUUGCAAAAUCUACUUUGGCCAAGACUUGUGAACAGUUGGUGUGCUGCUUUUGCUAAAUUCAACCAUGGAAAAGGACAAAGAGCUGUUUAAACUGAAACUUCAUUAUCUUCUAUUUUGUGCAGGAGUUGCACCAAUGCUUCUAUUCACCAACACAUUUGCAAAGCAGCUAGGGUUUUCUGCUCUCACAGUUGGAUCAAUAUUCACAUCAAUGCAAAUUGCUAGAGUGAUUGGAAAACUCGUUUUUGGUGCUCUGACAGAUAAACUUCAAGCUCACAAACAGAUAGCUCUGCUCUUAUUAACAAUUUCAACGGUUAGCUUUUUUCUGAUGAUGUACAUUCCACCCCUACAAAAAGAAAUAUUUUCGGAAAUCUAUUGCGGUAGCUCGAUGAAUAUUUCCUUGAAAGUGUGCUCAUCGAAAGAUUUUAAUAAGAAGAGCACUUGUGAUUCAGAAGCAACAGAUUUCAAUUUCGCCUCAUCGUCAAUAGGCUGUCAGAUGCAGUGUAUUGUGAAUCAAGAUUCGUAUAGAACUGUAUGUAGAAAUGCAGGUCCACCAACAACAAAUAUAUGCAAACUUUUCCAAAAAGGGAAUGCAAAUAUUUCAACUGAUAGAGUAUCUCUUGAUGGAUUUUCCGAAUGGAAUGAGGUGUCAGUCUUGGCCAAUGAAGCUGUGCAUCUCAAAACUAAUCUAACAAGUUCAUUUACAAGGAUGGAAGUCUUAGGAAAUAAGAGCUCCUGCUUCUUAUUCAAUGUACUAUCAAUGGAAGACACAUUGAAAAGCACUCUGGUAUCUUCAACAGAUCUGUUGGAUAGCUCGCUUUGUAAGCAGAAUGAUGUGAAACUGGCUCACUGUAGAACGACAUGCGAUAAUCCCUCGGUAACCGAGUUGGGAACUCUAGUUGAAGUGAAGAAUGUCACUGAGGAGUAUCAGCUGUGGGUGUUCUUAGUGCUGUUGGUGCUUGGAUGCGUCGGUUCCACUGUCAUAGUCAGUAUUUCCGAUACAAUGACAUUUGCACAUCUUGGUGAAUCUUCUUCGGAUUUUGGUAAAGUUCGACUAUGGGGUUCUGUUGGCUGGGGAACUUUUACACUUAUAAGUGGUAAAUUAGUUGAUGAACUAAGUGAAGAUACGUUCUCGAAGAACUAUUCUCCAGCUUUCAUUUCAUCUGCGAUUAUUCUAAGCCUGGAUUCUCUGGUUGUGUUUUCGAUGAAAACGUCUGUUAAAAAGAAAUCCAAGAAAUUAGCUCUCGAUGUUGGAAAGAUAUUACUGAAUUUUGAAACCAUCAUUUAUCUUUGCUGGUGCAUAUCAGCUGGUGUAUGUGUUGGACUGUGCACAGGAUUUUUUUUCUGGUAAGUAGAGACAAUUAGGGUAUCCAAUAUACCAUUAAUUAAGUUUUUCCUUCAACGUCGUAAUUAUAUUA